ACCCUAAUUCCUAAACCCUUUGCCACUUCGUCGCUCGCUAUUUUCUUCCUUGCCCUCUUCAGUUUUGAUUUUACUUACUUUGUCGAAGAAGCAGCAUGAGACCUCCAAGAGGGCGCGGGGGAGGCGGAUUCAGGGGCGGCAGGGACGGAGGUCGCGGAGGACGAGAUGGGGGGCGUGGUGGGUUCAGGGGAGGCGGUCGCUUUGGUGGCGGCGGCAGAGGAGCCUUUCGCGAUGAAGGGCCCCCUGCCGAAGUUGUUGAGAUUUCUACAUUCCUCCAUGCAUGUGAGGGUGAUGCAGUGACAAGCCUAACAAAUGAAAAGAUUCCCUAUUUCAAUGCACCAAUUUACCUUCAGAACAAGACCCAGAUUGGCAAAGUUGAUGAGAUUUUCGGCCCCAUUAAUGAGUCCUUUUUCUCCAUUAAAAUGAUGGAGGGGAUUGUAGCCACGUCUUAUUCAGCUGGAGAUAAGUUUUACAUUGACCCUGCUAAGCUUUUGCCGCUCUCUAGAUUCUUGCCCCAACCCAAGGGACAGGCACAAGCUGGUGGCAGAGGUGGAGGGCGUGGAGGAGGGAGAGGUGGUGGACGAUUUGGCGGACGUGGCGGGGGUGGGUUCCGUGGAAGAGGUGCACCACGGGGUGGAAGAGGUGGUCCAAGAGGUGGUGGCCGUGGAGGUGGCUUUAGGGGCAGGGGAAGAUCAUAGAACGAAAUUAUGUACUUCAAUGUGCACUGUUCUUGUUUUAGCUGUUAAUCUAUGAUUCGAUUUCAAGCUGGCUGAAACGCUGCCAUUAUUAUCCACCUUCAGUCGUUAAUGGAAUCAACAGCUAUCUAGUAUUGCAAGUUUC
Coffea eugenioides is the source of this 840-nucleotide messenger RNA. Its product is annotated as putative H/ACA ribonucleoprotein complex subunit 1-like protein 1. The record is from RefSeq and is a predicted model, not a curated record. Gene Ontology annotation, molecular function: box H/ACA snoRNA binding. Gene Ontology annotation, cellular component: box H/ACA snoRNP complex. The transcript has 4 exons. Lineage: Eukaryota; Viridiplantae; Streptophyta; Magnoliopsida; Gentianales; Rubiaceae. The coding region runs from base 96 to 698 and encodes 200 amino acids. Gene Ontology annotation, biological process: ribosome biogenesis; snoRNA guided rRNA pseudouridine synthesis.